This is a messenger RNA of Spirometra erinaceieuropaei, 474 nucleotides long. The record is from the annotation of a GenBank genome assembly. NCBI's taxonomy places the organism in Eukaryota, Metazoa, Platyhelminthes, Cestoda, Diphyllobothriidea, Diphyllobothriidae.
AUGAUGUGCAAAGCGCUCAUCCUGACGACGCUGGUACAUAGAGCGGAGACCUGGACGGAGAACAUGAGGCAGGCGCGAAGGCUCAAUCACUUCCUCCUCAGCUGUCUUCGAAAAAUACUAAAGCUGAGGUGGCAGCACCAGAUGCCGGACACAGACGUACCGGAACAUACGGGAAUCCUGAGCAUCUACGCCAUGCUGAGACAAUUGCAACUACGCUGGAGCGGCCACCUCGUGCGGAUGGAUGAAGAGCGGCUACCCAAACGACUCUUCUAUGGAGAUAUCGCCGCCGGCUCCUGCCGACGAGGACAAGUCCGGCGCAACAAGGGCACUCUGAAGACUUCCCUGAAGAGUCCGCAGAUCAACCCGGCAAACUGGGAAGAGCUCGCCCGGGAUCGACCGGGCUGGAGGAGGACAGAGAAGACAGGCGCAGCGAUCUACGAAGUCGACAGAAAAACCGCCGCCAAAACCAGAUGA